AGUGUUCUACACGGCUUUUUCAGCUGGUGCAAGUGUAAAGAUUAUCAAUGGUGACAAUGCCAAUAUAGAAGAUCAUCCAUGGAUGGUGUCUCUUCAGUAUAGAAAUGGUGCAAAUUUUACCCACUUUUGUGGUGGAGCAAUAAUUGACAAAAGCUGGGUUCUGACAGCAGGACAUUGUAGUAUUUAUGGAUAUAAGGUGAAGGAUCAGCGAAUAGCAGCUGGCAGCUCUUUUUUGAGUCAGAUGACAACUACUGUACCUCUGAAAAACUUCUAUUUGCCGAAAAACUAUUCUGGUGUCUUUAAUGACAUCAUGCUACUGCAGCUUCAAAAACCGCUCAAAUUCGGAUCUACCAUCAAUAAAAUCAACCUUGAAACUGAUAUAGGCAAAAAUUAUACAGGAGACAUGUGCACAAUAACAGGAUGGGGUGUUAACGGUGAUGGGAAUUCGCCCGAUCGUCUGCAAAUAUUGUCUAUGCCUGCAGUCAAUAAAACAUACUGUGGAACUGCUAAUUUCAUGCCUGAGACGUUAUGGAACAACAUACUUUGUCUUCAGGAGAUUGGAAAGGAUUCAUGUACUGGCGAUAGUGGUGGACCUGUGAUUUGCAAUAACGAUAACAAGUUAGCUGGCUUACUAUCCUUUGGGCUUGGAUGUAAUGGACCUACACCAAGUGUUCAUACCAAAAUUGCUGCUUACUUAGAUUGGAUCAAAGACACAAUGAAUACGAAAAAUAAGAAGAAUACGAAAGAUAAGAAAAACAAGAAAAAUACGAAAAGCAAAGGAAAAAAGAGCAUUAAAAAUAACAGAAACAGAAAUUAAUAUGACAAUAA
Molecule: messenger RNA, 828 nt
Organism: Mytilus trossulus (common blue mussel)
Lineage: Eukaryota; Metazoa; Mollusca; Bivalvia; Mytilida; Mytilidae
Product: trypsin-like
Exons: 6
Coding region: 83-817 (244 amino acids)
Biological process (GO): proteolysis
Molecular function (GO): serine-type endopeptidase activity
Source: RefSeq, a predicted model, not a curated record